Phyllopteryx taeniolatus (common seadragon) is the source of this 905-nucleotide messenger RNA. RefSeq names its product MORN repeat containing 5 (gene morn5). The transcript is spliced from 6 exons. The coding region runs from base 225 to 767 and encodes 180 amino acids. Lineage: Eukaryota; Metazoa; Chordata; Actinopteri; Syngnathiformes; Syngnathidae. The record is from RefSeq and is a predicted model, not a curated record.
CGCAUGGGAACUGAGGUCAAUUGAUUUUUUCUAAAGUCUGACUUAGGUCUAACUUGGUAGUUCAUAUAUUUGUUGUUAGUUCAAAUGUUUCAUAACUAGACGUCACGUUUAUUUGACACACUACUGACGAAAUUCUAACCUUUUGCAGCGGAUAGCAUGUUGCCAUGAGGAGAGGAACAUAACUUUUAAGACGACUGGUCCUUACAAGUGAAGUUAAGAAAACAAUGGAGCUCACUGGAAGCAGUUACAAUGGGCCGACUCUAAAUGCCAGGAUGGAAGGAGAAGGGGAGUAUACGUUCCCGUCUGAGACCAAGUACAUAGGGGAGAUGAAAGAUGGGAUGUUCCAUGGCAGAGGGGUUCUCCACUUUCCAAAUGGAAGUAAAUACGAGGCCACCUGGGAGAAUGGCAUUGCGACGCAGGGAUCUUUCACCUUUGCUGACGGGCUGCCGUACCAAGAGAAGGACUGGGAUUACUGCGACGGCCAGGACAGACGCUUCUACACUGAGAGAUGCAAUGGCCUUCGACCAGCAGGUGAAUCCCAGCUCACAGACCUGCAUCCUCCACGCAUGAUUCCUGAGGGCUGUUAUGACUGUGGAGAUGGUUUCUAUGACCCAACUACUAGAAUUAUCACUUCCUAUACUGGUGCUUUCCUCAGAAGGGCAGAUUACUCGGAACACGAGUGGAUAGUCCGAACCUGUCGAGUGGCAGAGGAUCCGGUUCCUGAGUCCUUCCUAGAAGAGGCUUCCUGUAUUUCCAGUGUGGAGUAAAAAGGAAAAAAGAAAAUCCCUUAUUGAUACCAAAUAUUUCAGUAAAAGUAAAGCACUUUUUUUUUUGUCUUAGGUUCUAGCAACAGUAAAUGUUACUAUAAAUGGAAAACUGAUUAAAUUUACCGUACUUUAUCAUUA